This is a messenger RNA of Porites lobata, 3007 nucleotides long. NCBI's taxonomy places the organism in Eukaryota, Metazoa, Cnidaria, Anthozoa, Scleractinia, Poritidae. The record is from the annotation of a GenBank genome assembly.
UUCUUUUCAGCUGGCCUCGGUUCGCUAACCUUGGGCAUGGCAUGGUUUGCCAGUCCGUUGCCUGGCUAUCUCUGUGAUCGUUGGGGCUGUCGUAUCACAAACUCUCUGGGAGCAGCGUUGUGCAUGACCGGCUUGGUGGUGUCGUCAUUUGCUAAGAGCCUCACUCUCAUGUACCUCACGCAUGGUCUGAUAAUUGGCUUAGGAAUAUGUUUUAUCUACAACUCCUGCUAUCUUGUAAUCGCACAGUACUUUAAAAAGAAGUUGUCCAUGGCAACUGGUAUUGUAGCUUUAGGGGAAAGCACUGGCGUCUUUUUCACAGGUCCGUUGCUUCAAUUUCUUUUGGAUUCGUUUGGAUGGAGAGGCACUUACAGGAUCAUGGUCGUGGCUUUCGCCCUUGUCUGCCUCCUGGGCUUGACUUACAACCCAAACAUACAGUUGCAAGAAACAACGGGUCACAAUAUAGAAAACAAAAAUGAGAACCAAGACAAUGAAAGAAGCAGCAUUUCUCUUUACUGCAGCGUGUGGAAAAUUCCUACUUUCGUUGUGGUUACCAUUUCUUUUAUGGUUACAGCAUUUGCGAUAUACAUUCCAUUAAUAUAUCUGGUAAGUCUUUUUUACAUAAUAAUUGGACUUAAAAAAAUUGUCGCCCCAAGCCUCACUGAUUUUUACUGCGACGAGCUCUAUCAGAUGAUUAGUAGGAUCAGUUUAGAACCACAUUUACCGCAAACUGCCAACUCACGCGUUGGACGCGGGUUCGAGCAAAUCGCACGAAGCCGAGAAUGUAAAAAGAGUCCUCUUUUACUUUUUCGUCUUCACUUCUUAAAUCUUCCUUACAGCAUUCUGCUGCUCAAAGCUUGCUACUACUAGUCACUGCUCCUCCUUACCGUGUACGUACACUGUAAUUUUUAGGGAGUUAUUAUAACUCCACAAAUGGAGUAAAAAUUUUAGGUACAAGAAAACCCCUUUUGGGGGAUUACUUUAACUCCAAUUUAACUCCGAAUUUGGCGUCAUUUUUACUCCGAAAAAAAAGAGUUCUUUUUACUCCCAGUCUGGAGUUAAAAUAACUCCGAAAUGGGGUUACUUUUUCUCCUUACAUGGGUUGUUUCUACUCUUUUUGGAGUUAAUUUAACUCUGAAAAUGGAGUAAAAAUUUUAGGUACAGGAUAACUCCUUUUUUGAGGGUAUUUUAACUCCUCAGGGGUCACUUUUACUCCUAAAAAAGAGUUCUUUAAACUCCUUUUUGGAGUUAAAAUAACUCCCCAAAAAAUAACUCCGCUGUACGGAGUUAAUUUAGCCCCACUAGAGGAGUUAUUAGAACUCCUUGAAAAUUACUGUGUAACAAGCCGUAUUCGUAACUUUGCUCCCUUGUUCGAUUUCUGAUACGUCAACAACUCGCGAUCGUGGGUAAAUACACGUUAAAUACCGUACCGUAAACGUGCACCUUCCAUGAAGUAUUUUAUAAUACUGAAUAUACUGAUUGGUUUGAUUAUUUUUAUAGGUGAAGUAUUCAGAGGAUAAUGGAAUAAGCGCCCAAGCUACUUCUCGCUUAUUUAUUUUUAUUGGCCUUUCUUCAUCCCUUGCAAGGAUCAUAACAGGAAAGUUGUGCAACAACAAAAAAGUAAAUUCCAUCUUUACUUAUCAGGCAUCCAUGCUAUUGGCUGCUCUUUCCGUAUUUUUGCUUCAGUUUGCUGCCACAAAAUACUGGUUGUUAAUCGUCUUCAGCUUUAUCUAUGGCUUCAGCGAUGGAAUUUUCAUGACAUCAGCUGUGUAUACUCAGCUAACCUGUGUGGAUGCUAAAAGAGUAACAACGUCCUUCUGUACUAGCAACGUACUUUAUUCAAUAGCUGCAGCUGCUGGUAGCCCAAUUGCUGGUGAGUUAAUAUCUGUAAUGAGUCUUUUUGGCUUGUAUGUUCUCUUUCCGCCAAUUCAGGCGACCUGAUGUUCUCAAGAGAGUUUGAACUUAUGUCUUUUUAAGCCUCGUGCAAUUCAAAUGGACGCAACAUUGUUGGCCAGCAACUCCCAACAAUAACUCAACAACAAUUUUGCGUCCGUUUGCACAGGGCUUAAGCUCUUUAUUCAUGAUCAUAUGCUCGUGGACAGGACGAAAUUUGAAAUAAACGGGAAUGUGGGGUAACAUCACAUGGUCUGAAAAAGGAAAACAAAGCAUUUGAAACAGUCUAAUGUAAUGAUCUAAAUAGUUACCUGCUACGAUUAAUGUCUUGUCAGACUGUUGUGCAACAGACCCUAUUCAAUAGGCGACUAUGAGCCUCACGAGGCCCGAGGGUAAUCCCUUAUAAAAGGUGCGGGGUACGCUGGAUGCUCGUCAGAAAACCGUACAAACAAAAACCCUAAACGAGACUAUUUGACCCCUAAAAAAGGCAAAAGUAUUAAAAACUGGCAACCAAUUCAUGCAACCAGCUACGAGCUGUAGUGAUUUAAUUAUUGCGCGAAAGACAGUACGCGGCGUUUGUAUAUAUUUCCCUCCACACUCUCCUGAGUAUAAUACCUUUCCGUUCUAGCAAUUUACACCCCUCAAGCUGAGAAGAGGAGCAUCUUCUUCUCUUUUUUAAGGGUGUACCCCGGAAGGCAAAUAGCAUUUGUUUUGCUCGCUUACGUACUCUUCUCGAGAUAUUUGCAUAAUUAAAAUAUCUAUCACAAAAUUCCAAAAAUAGGCGCUUCCAUUUACAGCCAAAUGCAAAAUAAGGUUCCCAAUAUAAUACGCCCUUAGAUUAAUUUACUUAUUUUGUAGUAAAAGCAACUCUGAUUGCCAUUUCUUUUGAACAGGUAUAAUAGUGGACAACACAGGAAGUUAUGUUUACUCAUUCUACAUGACUGGUGGUGUUCUUCUGGUCGCAUUUCUGAUUCCAAUGGUUUUGAUUCCUAUCAAUCAUAGAAGUAUCAGAGUUCUUCCUCAGAGCCACGUUAAUAACGAUAAACAAAUGGUUACAGAAAGAACGGAAGGGAUUAAGACUCAGGGUCAAACCCAUCAAGAAGAAAUCCCUAUCUAG